Molecule: messenger RNA, 538 nt
Organism: Salarias fasciatus (jewelled blenny)
Lineage: Eukaryota; Metazoa; Chordata; Actinopteri; Blenniiformes; Blenniidae
Product: hemoglobin subunit beta-1-like
Exons: 3
Coding region: 48-491 (147 amino acids)
Biological process (GO): oxygen transport; hydrogen peroxide catabolic process
Cellular component (GO): hemoglobin complex; haptoglobin-hemoglobin complex; blood microparticle
Molecular function (GO): heme binding; haptoglobin binding; organic acid binding
Source: RefSeq, a predicted model, not a curated record
AUUCAGUCUUUUCUUUCAAGCCUGAACAGAAACAAACAGAAGCCAACAUGGUUGACUGGAGUGACCAGGAGCGCGCCAUCAUCAGCGACAUUUUUGCCAACUUGGACUAUGAAGAUAUCGGUUCCAAGGCUCUGUCCAGGUGCCUGGUCGUCUACCCCUGGACUCAGAGGUACUUUGGUGCUUUCGGAAACCUCUACAACGCCAAUGCCAUCAAGACAAACCCAGCCAUCGCUGCCCACGGAGUGAAGAUCCUGCACGGUCUGGACCGCGCCGUGAAGAACAUGGACAACAUCAAGGAGGUUUACUCCGAGCUGAGCGUGCUGCACUCCGAGAAGCUGCACGUGGACCCCGACAACUUCAAGCUGCUGUCCGACUGUCUGACCAUCGUCAUCGCUGCCAAGAUGGGCAACGACUUCACUGCAGACAUCCAGGCCGCUUUCCAGAAGUUCCUGGCUGUGGUGGUGUCUGCUCUGGGAAGGCAGUACCACUAAACCACCAAAAUGGACACCAGAAGGAGAUCUGAUUUCAGAUGACCCAU